Wyeomyia smithii (pitcher-plant mosquito) is the source of this 5052-nucleotide messenger RNA. It is a transcript of the gene Vmat, whose product is annotated as synaptic vesicular amine transporter. The transcript is spliced from 10 exons. Gene Ontology annotation, cellular component: terminal bouton; synaptic vesicle membrane. Gene Ontology annotation, biological process: transmembrane transport; aminergic neurotransmitter loading into synaptic vesicle. Bases 295 to 1878 code for a protein of 527 amino acids. NCBI's taxonomy places the organism in Eukaryota, Metazoa, Arthropoda, Insecta, Diptera, Culicidae. Gene Ontology annotation, molecular function: serotonin:sodium:chloride symporter activity. The record is from RefSeq and is a predicted model, not a curated record.
UGUACUACUAAUGCGGGGUUCUGGAGAGUCGUCUUUCGAGUGGCCAUACAAUUUUCUGUUUGAUAUUAAGAUCUGAAUUUAGUGUUUGCUAAGAAGUCGAAGUAAGUGGUUGUGUGCCUGAGCUGUGAGACCAGGCUGAGAAGUACAGAGAAAAACAGCAAAGAAGAAAAGUUUAACCACAACAAAACCGCAUGAAAAUGAAGUGACAUAGCAACCCCAUCGUUCCGGUAGAUUGAGAGCUCGCCACCACACCACGAGGACAAAGCCGUUCAACAGGGCUCUCAGUGAGUUGCAAUGCAAACUACCGAUCCGGGGGGAAACGGCCAGGGACCCACUGCUGCUGCUGCUGCUGCGGUUAACAAUAGCUAUAACAGUACUACGUCGUCUUCGACUUUACCCCCGAAGCCGCCUCCGCCGUUGCCGCCAGCACCCGGUUCAUGGAAGGCGCUAAAGGCCAGCAUCCUGCGAUGGCGAGGUUCGAGACGCCUGGUACUCGUCAUCGUUGCCAUUGCACUUCUGCUCGACAAUAUGCUGCUGACCGUCGUUGUGCCAAUCAUUCCCGAAUUUCUGUACGACAUCAGGCAUCCAGAUGCACCACUAGCUAGUUUUCCUAAGACCCCUCCGACGACGUUGAGCCCUUGCGAAAAGGAAACUACAACACCGUACAAUGGCAUCGACAUUACCACACCCGGCUAUGAUAACGCCAGCUGGUAUGCCGAACGGGAAGAGCGACACAAGGAACUGGUCGAGGAGACUGUCGAGGUCGGUUUGAUGUUCGCAUCAAAAGCCUUCGUUCAGUUGUUGGCUAAUCCUAUUGUUGGUCCACUAACUCAUAAGAUAGGUUAUAGCAUCCCCAUGUUUGCUGGAUUCGUGAUUAUGUUCAUUUCGACUAUAAUUUUCGCUUUUGGCAGAACGUACUCCGUUCUCUUUCUAGCUAGAGCAUUGCAGGGUAUAGGAUCGUCAUGUUCGUCUGUGUCCGGUAUGGGAAUGCUGGCCGAUCGGUACACUGACGACAAGGAGCGUGGAAACGCCAUGGGCAUAGCGCUGGGUGGCUUAGCUUUGGGAGUGCUAAUAGGUCCCCCAUUCGGUGGAAUAAUGUAUGAGUUUGUGGGGAAAUCGGCUCCCUUUUUGAUUCUGUCGGCUCUGGCACUGGGCGAUGGGCUUCUUCAGUUGGUGAUGCUGCAACCAUCCGUGGUGAUCGAAGAAUCCGACCCACCAUCGCUGAAACAACUGGUCAUGGAUCCGUAUAUAAUUAUAGCGGCUGGAGCUAUUACAUUUGCUAACAUGGGCAUUGCUAUGCUGGAACCAUCGCUACCUAUUUGGAUGAUGGAUAAUAUGGGUGCAAGUCGGUGGGAACAAGGCGUAACCUUCUUACCUGCCUCGAUCAGUUACCUAAUCGGAACGAAUCUUUUUGGACCUUUGGGACAUCGGAUUGGACGGUGGCUCGCUGCAUUGCUCGGCCUGGUCAUCAUUGGACUUUGUUUGCUUUGCAUACCCAUGGCGACCUCCAUCCAUCACCUAAUUUUGCCAAAUGCUGGACUUGGAUUCGCUAUUGGAAUGGUAGAUUCAUGUAUGAUGCCGGAGCUUGGAUAUCUUGUUGACAUCCGACAUAGUGCGGUGUACGGUAGCGUUUACGCUAUUGGUGAUGUUGCCUUCUGUUUGGGCUUUGCGAUUGGACCUGCUUUGAGUGGUACCUUGGUAAACUCUAUCGGAUUCGAGUGGAUGUUGGUGGGAAUAGCAAUUCUAUGCUUCCUGUACGCACCGUUAUUGACACUGCUUCGGGCACCACCCACUAAAGAGGAGAAAAAGAGUCUAAUUGUUGGCGAGCGUUCGUCGGUGCGGUAUGUCACCUACCAGAACGAGGAUGAUGAUGAGUAAUCGAACAAAUAGUGACAAAAAAACUAAGCGAAACAUGAUAUGCGGACAUUUUAAAGUAUUUAUAUUACCUUAUCGAAAACAAAUAAAAUGACAUUGAUUGAGUAAGGAUAGAAAACGCUUUACAGGAAACAGCAAUCGAAAAAGGAAUUUGUAUGCAUUUUAACAAACUUUCAUAACUGAAGCUAAUACGAUUGAAAAUUUUAUACAAAGGCAUGUCCAAAACUGUAAUGAACUUUGUGUUUAUACUACACUCGUUGAGAAGAGCACUGAGCAAAAAUACUGUUAACAGAUAUCAUCUGAAGAACAAAAUACACAAAUACAUGUAAAUGCGCAUCAAAUCGAAGCACUACCCAAGUAACAUUUCAUUGUUACAUUCAACAAAAAUUUAAAACAAGAAAAAAAAAAGCAAAAAAAAAAACAUUUGAACUAUCGAAAUGUAGCAACUAACUGACGGUAUGUCUCUCACCUAUAUAGGAUCUACGGUACAAUGAACACAUGGAUAAAACUCUUUCAAAGAGAAUUUAAAAAAUAAAAUACACACUCAUAAUUAAAAUUACUCCCUGCAAACUUUCAAAGUCAAUCGGUUUCUAGGGUGGUUUUGACUGCUGAUUUUUGAAUUAAGUUCUUUUCUACAGUUUCGCAAACGGUAAUGAUUUCAAUGUUGAUUCAAAUACAGGACGUUGAAUAGUUCACAUAGCCAGAAAAGGUUUUUUUACUCAAAUGAAAACAUAGUGAAAUCAAAUUAUUCAGAAUCACCUUGGUUUGAUUUUAGGGUAGUCAAAACUGCGAAAGAAAUCGAACGAAACCAUUGCGUAUGCUCAGGGUAUUCGUGCAGAUGGCGGUACUUUGUGAAACUCAUGAAUAGUUCGUAGUUGAGUUGCUGUCUUACAUUUUUGCUUGGGGCGAAUGUGCUACGACGGAGUUCAACAGUGAAACAAUACGAGGUUUAUUAUUGUAUCAGCCUUUGCAGGAUGUCAAAAUAACGGAGAGAAUGGUGUAACUGACACUUCAGUAAUAACCUACAAACAUUCCGUUGCUAAUGGCAACAAAGCUCUGACAUUCGCAAAUGGUUUCGAAAAUUCAAUAAAAGACUCUAGGCUUGAAAAGUCUUUAUGCACUAUUAGUAAUAGUAACUUUUCUUAUGGCUAGCUUAUUCAUUCUUAAUUUGUAAUUAGUAAAUACAUACUACAAUCCUAAUACAAAUUCUGACAAUGAAUGGGAAUCUUUUACUUACACAUAGCCGAAAACGAUGAUCACUCUUCUUUGUACAAACUAGAUCGUCUCAUCAUACCUAUCAUACACUAAGUUGAGCUACACAUAUAUUUGACUGUUAACACAAAAUUAUGUCACAUAUAUCCUUCGGAACUAAUCAUAUGAGAACUAUUUCGUGCAGUAAACAUGUAAAUAUCCGCUCGUUGUCUCAUUCACUAACAUUAACAUGUAAAGCAAGCUUAGUAUCUAUAUACACACACUACUAGGAACAACAUCGUAACAAUAAAAAUUUACAUCUUUUUUUCGAUGAUGCGCAUGCAAAAUUCGAAUGGCUGCGAAUUUUGCUGUUUAUCAUCAAUUUUAUGAGAUGCAACGCAAAACUUUAUCGUUUUUGAGAAAUUGAGUAAACAAGUAUCCAUAGCAAUACGAGUAACAAAAAUCUAUACACGUUGUAGCAAUAGAGAACAACAAACCGAAAAAAUAUUAUUAAAUCUUAGUUGAUCGGGAUAAACUGAAAGCAGCUUUAAAACGCUAUUAUCGAUAUGUAAAAUUGAAAACUGUUGAUCACAUUUUAAAAUGACAUGCUUCCUAUGUCGAAAAUGUGAGCUAACCAUAACCAGAAACUAGAAACAACCUAACGUGAAUCCGUGAAAAUUAUACAAAAUUAUUUGACUCUUCCCUAAUACACACAAACAUCACACAUACACACAUCCAUGAAUUGCUGAUUCAAUCAAAAUGCGUUGUACAGGUACUCUCUAUCUAAGUAACUUAUCACAAAAACUUGAUUUAUACGCUUGUUUAAUCGCUAAUUACUACGAUUAUUCUCAAUUGAAUGGAAUAAUCAAACAUCAGUGUAUUUAUGUCCACCACAAAACAAAUACUUAUAAUCGAUUUUGCCAAAUUUAUGUCAUACUAAUGCAAAGAAUGUAGAAAAAUUCGGACCUAUUUGCGCCGUGUUAUUGUGAACUAGACAAUAACUACUAACGUCUCCUGGAAAUGUAUAACCGAUCAGAUUAAUCAGCGAAGCAAAAAACGCAUUGGAAUAUGGCAUAAUAUGCAAACAAAACUCAUGUGAAAUUCUAUCUAAAACUAAAAUUUAAUCUCUUUUGUAACAACUUGGGUAGCGACAUUUUUAAUUGUACUCACUAAUAGGCUGGUAUGGGGUCACACAUUAAGGAAUCCGUAGAAAUUUUAAGUAACUUAUGCAGUAAUGGAAUCAAUACACAACUCUCUAUUGACCUUAUACGAAAACAAUUAAACUCACUAGCAUUCAUACGCAUAGCAAUUUCACAAAUUGGGUGAAGUACAUUACCCGCUUUCCUAAUCUAACCAUAACUGCGGUAGGUUGCUAUAUAGCGAGUAAAUAAUAGGUACAUGUCAGAUGUGUAUGUUAGUAAAUUUAUGAAAAAUCAAAUAUCAAUAAAAAGAGAAAUAUUAUCUUACAGGGCGAAAAUUGUCCAUCGUACAUUAAAGUGAAGUUGAUUGUUAUACCGAACACAAUGAUAUUUGGGGUAUGAUAGAGAACCUUUAAUCAAAGCUUUACAUUGUAGAAAUCGCCAAACAGUAACGUGUAAAUGGAUGCGUUGAAACGCGUACGCCUGAGUAUAAUAAAACAAUAUUUUUAGGAUAAAUAAUCAAACUAUGACCAAAAUAUUUACAUAUGAGAUCUACACAAGGAAUACAACCAGAUAGAAAAUCUUAUUACAAUAAUCAGAAAAAAAAAAACAAUAAUUGUAUACACGUGACGACAAAUUUUACAGAAAGCAAGAUAUAUAUAAAAUAUAAACAUACAACAAUCCUUACGAAGUGAUAGGUGUACGAAAGUCGUGUAAUUUAAGUAAACCAAAAAAAAAACUGGCUAUCAAAUGUUGAGGUAUUAUUAACGAAACUAAAAACAAAAAAACAUGUAUGUACAAUCUGCAAGCAAAAAGGGGAACACUAAUAAAGUUGUUGGUGAAAUUA